GGAAGUCUUGACAGCCACUCCAAAUCCUGACACUCAUAUAAACACAUGAAUUCCUAGAUCCUUUCUAGGCCUUCAGCAGCAAAGAUGAUGGAAAUUACAGAGCUUCAGAGUGAUCCUUUAAAAUUGCUGUGAUUCUGAUGGUACCAAUUUCAUCUGUUGUAGAAAUGGGUGUUGGGCUUGUUGGCUUUGGGAUAUUCUUCCUCCUGUUUGGUGUAUUGUUGUACAUGGAUUCAGUGCUCCUGGCCUUUGGAAAUAUCUUGUUCCUGUGUGGCUUAGCUAUUAUAAUUGGACUAAGAAGAACUUUUGGAUUCUUCUUCCAAAAGCAGAAGCUUAAGGGAACCAGUUUCUUUCUAGGAGGCAUAAUCAUCGUUCUGCUUCGGUGGCCUCUACUGGGCAUGCUGCUGGAGACCUAUGGUUUCAUUAACCUCUUCAGGAGCUUUUUCCCAAUUGCUUUUGGAUUUCUGGGAUCACUGGUGAAUGUCUCAUUUUUGAAUAAGCUGUUUCAGAAAUUGGGAGACACCACCUCUGCAGUGUAACUUGGAUGAAUGGCAUGUUACCAGAGACAAUUUCCCUUCCUACAAGCACAGACAUUUCUUAUGAAUAGCCUGUUGCCUCCACAGUGCUAUCUUAUUUAGUGCUACUUUAAAUAUUACAUAUAAUCUGCCUACCCUCUGGAACAUUCUCCCUUCAGAGAUUAGGAUGGCCCUGACCCUGUCAGCCUUUCGUAAGACCUUGAAGACCUGGUUAUGUGCCCAGGCUCGGGGUCCUGAGUGUGUUAAGGGCCCCGUUUCCUGGUUAUGUCUAUAUCUAUGGAUAUAAUUUUAAUUUUUUUUUUUGUAUUGUGCUUGUAAUUUGGUUUAAAUUGAUUUUAUGAUUGUUUACCACCCAGAGUCACUUGUCUGAGAUGGGUGGCCAUAUAACUUGAAUGAAUGAAUGAAUGAUCAAUCACUUUCAAUUGUGUAUAAGGUCAUCGUUAGAAUCAUUCCUUGUAUAAUGAGCAAUUAUAAUGGGGUUUCCACCUUCUGAUGCUGGUUUAUACACUCCUGAUGUUGACUCUUUUUUUUUUAAUCCAUUCAAUCAUGUCCAAUUCUCCGAGACUGCCUAGACAAGUUCCAGGAGUUUUCUUGGCAAGGUUUUUCAGAAGUGGUUUGCCAUUGCCUCAUUCCUAGAUGGUGGCUAUACUGUAGCUUUUAAAUAUACAAAAACACACCUCAAUGAUCUUCAGUACCUGGAAGUAUCAUGCUGUGUCACAAGUGCUUGACAGCAACACACCCAGCAUUUAGAAAAUAUCAACAUGUUUGCAGAAAUAUAUCUGAAUGGGAUCUUCAAUAUCCAAACAAUUGCAGUGGAAUGGAUAAAUGCUAGCUUCUUUCACUUGAUGUGAUGUAUCAGUGCCAAUUUCUUUCUAUUUGUAGAUUGUGGUCAAACUCUAACCCUCACCCUAAUCAAAAUAGGCUCAUAGAUGCAGUGAGCAGUCUCCAACAAUACUGUCCCAAGGCCAAUAAUUUCUAUCAUCUUCAGUUCUUUAAAGUCUCUAUUCAAAGGAGACAAUACAAUAAAAGCAGAGGAGGAUUUGGUCAGAUAAAAUUAGAAAUAGUAACUUACCAGAAAAAUUUAAAAAGAGUAUAAUAGAACAAAGCUUAAAGGAAUAUGUUCAUUUCCCUGACAUUUUUGCAAUUUAUUCUUUUUUCUCUAGGCAAGUUCAUCAAAGGAAGGGAAAAAUAAAUUUAGGGGUACAAAUAUAAUUUGGGAUUUCCUAUUUCAAAGUUUAUGACUAAAAAGGAUGUAGGGGACAGGUUUUUAAAUAAUGUAUAUUUUCCAAUACAUUCUAUGUAACAGAACAAUAUUUGAUCUCCAGUGCAAAUAAUUUGUGGUCUUUGAUGCAAAUAUUUUUCUAUUUUUAUUUAACAAUGCUACAUUGUAAAAAUAAAUUAUAUUAAUUAAAA
Messenger RNA from Candoia aspera, 1946 nucleotides. RefSeq names its product golgi transport 1A (gene GOLT1A). Gene Ontology annotation, cellular component: membrane; endoplasmic reticulum. The record is from RefSeq and is a predicted model, not a curated record. Bases 138 to 536 code for a protein of 132 amino acids. Gene Ontology annotation, biological process: endoplasmic reticulum to Golgi vesicle-mediated transport; retrograde transport, endosome to Golgi. The transcript has 5 exons. Lineage: Eukaryota; Metazoa; Chordata; Lepidosauria; Squamata; Candoiidae.